CCAGGUCGCGUUUCAAGCAGUGACAAGGCAAUGCCAAUGACACUCGGGCACAGGCAACAACCAUUUACCCGCACUUCAAGUCGAUAUCGCCGCGACACCGACCGUAUAGAUGGGUGGAAUACCGUGAGAAUCGGAAGCUGAAGCUAUCAAAUCUGCCCCGAAAUAGUGUCGAGAAGCUGCCAUCUAGAGACACUCCGGAGUACACGGCGAAGGAGGGGCAGCAUCGCAGGGCAGCAAUCAUGGCGGGGUUAGGAUCGUUCCAGGUGUCGAAGCCCAUGAGCGUCAAGGAGAUCUCAGUCAAGGCCCAGGACUUUGAUUUCAAUCCCUUUAUUCCCAUGAAGUAUUGGUUUCGUACGGCAGAUACUCUACUGCGGGAAGCGCAAAUCUAUGAACAAGAAGAUAGCAACCAACAAGCCUACCUCCUCCUUAUGCGCUAUGCAACUCUUGUCACAGAGAAGUUCCCUCUUCAUCCGUCUGCGAGAGAUCAAGAGAACCGGCAGGGAAUCAAGUCUGCGGCAAAGAAGUUACCAGUUGUCUUGGACACUCUGGAGGUUUUGAAACCUCGAAUAAAUGCCCGAUAUGCUGCGUGGGAGAAGGCGAUGGAGCGGAGGAGGGAGGCAAGUCUUCUGCAGGGCCAUGAGCGAUCUCGGUCGGAUCUUGCUGCAGCUUCAGAUCCGGCCGUUGCGGGAAACACAACCACACUUGCGGCAGCAGACAAUAGUCAAUUAGCUGUGAAGCUUGCGCACAAAGAGACCAGAAGACGAGAUGCUGCGAGGAGAGCUACACGACAGGCUGGGGUGUCCGAGCAAGAAGAACAAGAAAGAAGGACUGCUGGAUUGUGGGACGAUUGGGAAUCUGCACUGUCCAAAGACCGAUCAAAAGAGGAAGACGAGAUGAGAAGAAAUAUGGAGGCGACGAGAAGGCGAAUGGAUGGGACACACGACAAUGUCCCAGAUGGAGUGAGGAAAGCUCCAAGACCAAGACCAGUACCUAUCAUGCCACAGAAGAACGGCAGUGAAUAUCGCUACCCUUCUAUUACAAAAUCACAACCUCUCAGCUACGACGACAGCUUUGACUCCAGGUCGUCGUCACCAACCAUACCAAAUCUCCCUCCCAAACCAGCUAAAGAAAGUGCUUCAUCAGCCCUAUACGAACUGCAGCCUCCCCCACUACCUGAGAAGCCCACAUCAGCACCUCCAUCUCUCGACAUGGCCAACGGUCAACCGCAAUCAAACUUCACCUUCCGACCCUCCGCAUAUCUAGAAAGCGGCGAACCGCUCCGUACAGUCUUCCUUCCACCAACACUCCGUACCGAAUUUCUCAAAUACGCAGCCCCCAAUACUCGAAACAACCUGGAGACAUGCGGCAUGUUGUGCGGCACGUUGAUUUCCAAUGCCCUGUUCAUCCAGCGCGUUGUCAUUCCAGAGCAAAAGAGCACGAGCGACACCUGCGAGACAGUGAACGAGAAUUCGCUGUUCGACUAUUGCACCAGUGAGGACUUGCUACUUCUCGGAUGGAUCCACACGCAUCCCACGCAGACAUGCUUCAUGAGCAGCGUUGAUCUACAUACCCAUUUCGGAUACCAGACUAUGAUGAAGGAGAGCAUUGCGAUUGUUUGUGCGCCGAGCAAGAAUCCCUCAUGGGGCGUUUUCCGCCUCACGGAUCCGCCAGGGAAACAAGCAAUCGCGCAAUGCAGACAAUCUUCGCUCUUCCAUCCUCACAGCGAGCCAAACAUUUAUACCGAUGCGCUUCGCCCAGGUCAUGUGUUCGAAGCGGAGGGUCUGGAGUUUUCGAUUGUCGAUCUGAGGCCUUGAGCUUGACGACAAAUGUCUGGACUUCUUUUGGUGUGAUCAUUUCCAAAUAAUUAAUGAAUGAGAUUUCGCACAGCGUUGGCGUUGAAAAUGGAGCUGAUGGGACAUGGUCAGGUCUGGGAGCAAGUAACGCCGACGGCGAUUGGCUGAUCGGAAUCGGCAGGGACGGAACGGGACGAAGCUAGAACGGCCAACCUCCAACAGGUAUUGGCAUCUCCCAUGGCUCGGUAUACUACUUUCUAGAGUCUACGAUUUGGACUGAAAUAUAGAUUCAUUGUUCAUCGAAUGGUAUGGAAUGGAAUGGAGACUAUUAUGAUUGUCAGCUAGGUCGGUUCUGGUGUUCACGUGCUCGCUCAGGGGUAAGUAAACAAACAUUUUCCGCUGCGUCGUUUCGUGAAGUUGGAUCGCAUACCUUUCUGUUCCCCUUUCUUGGGCUCGCAUAUUUUCAAGCGGGUAUUUUUUUCCUUCUCUUGAUCCUGGUACCUCACUUCUUAUUCUCGCCUUCGUUUCUUGUCUUGUCUUGGUCUUUCUCUUUCUCCUUCAUGUCUUCAUCUUUAUUCUCACUAUCCUCCCCAGACGCAGCAAAGCUCUGUUCAAAAGACGCGAUAGCUUCACCAGCAGCACGGCAGCAAGCUGCCGUGGUGUUGCAGCGGUCAAUGUAUCCAGGAUAGGAAGAUGCGAUGCGAUGGGUGGAGAGAGGCUCGUGUCUGCAACGAAAGUGGCGAUGCGUUGGGUUGAGAGGGCUACGUUGGCUGAAAUAUCGGCGGGGGGUCUGUUUGGAGGGGAUGAACUGUGAAGUGGGGAGGUGUUAGUUGUGCUGUGCUGUAUGAGGACGGAGUACGAGAAGGGAUAGGGAUAUCCAGGGCAGGGGACCAAGAGUUGAAGGAUGAGAGAGAUCAGAGGAGCAGACGAAAGAAGUAGAAGAAGAAGAAGAGUGGACAGAACAGUUGGAGGUUGGACUGGCUUUGGAGAGAUCUAGCAGCUGAAUUGAGAUAUAGGGGGGCUUACCCAUCGCCGUCGACGGAGCCAUAGUCGGCUGUGGUGGAAUAGAUAUCGCUUUGGGACAUGAUGUAUAUCUGGGACGACUUGUCGACGACUUGUUGAAAAGUAUGGGGUCUCAAGGGAGAAUGAAGAUGUUGUGAAUAAGGCUGCGUAUGGGGUUGAAUGACAAUGAUGUGUUCGAGAGAAGGAGUGUGGCUUAUUGAUGAGGUUCGAGGAGGCUUUUAAGUGUUAGGGGAAAGAAAAGCGAUGAGGUUGAGUGCAAGGCUGGAAGAAGGCUGGCUGAACUGAUGUGAAAAUAAUAUGAAUUGAGAACUCAUCAUCUCGGUAGGCGAGGAGGGGUAUAAGUAGCUUUUUGGACUUGUAAGGUAAUUUUUGGAACACUCGCUGAAAGUGAUUGCGGUGCUGAUACCGUUCCGAUAUGGAAUUCCAAAAGGUCAGCAAAGAUCUUGGUAGGGUAGGGCAGGGUGGACCUGACAUUGGCACUAGCGUGGUUGCCUCGUUUACUGAAUUUAGCGAGUCCAAACAACCCCAGCUGGUGCGAGGCCUCGGAGGCUCAAGUGGUGGUUCGCAUUUUUGCUUCCAGCGUAUCACCUAAACUCGCCCAAUGGAUCCCUGCAAAUGCAUCAUGUUCGUGCAUAUGCUCAUCCGGGUGGCAGACGACGCAAGGUUGGGUCGGAAUCCGCAUCCCCGUGGCAGCCUCGUCAAACUCUUGAUUCGUUCAGGUAUUGGCUAUCUUCGGCAUUGAUUCAUUUCAGCAGCUGCAUACUAGCAAAGAUAUAUCCAUUGGAUCACUUAUCGUGACCUUGACAAAACCUAUGAUGACUGUUGAUAGGAUAGAAAU
Molecule: messenger RNA, 3654 nt
Organism: Cadophora gregata
Lineage: Eukaryota; Fungi; Ascomycota; Leotiomycetes; Helotiales; Ploettnerulaceae
Exons: 5
Coding region: 240-1814 (524 amino acids)
Biological process (GO): protein K63-linked deubiquitination
Cellular component (GO): endosome; membrane
Molecular function (GO): K63-linked deubiquitinase activity; protein binding; metal-dependent deubiquitinase activity
Source: RefSeq, a predicted model, not a curated record